GGUCAUUUCUUUAAUCAGAACCUAGGACUAACUUGUUCUUUUUCUUCUUUAAUUAUUAUUUUCUCUGUUGUAUUGUUCAUCAAUUAUUAGUCCAACUAGCAAUAGCAUCACCAAAAGAAGAACAUAAAAAAUCUCUUCUUCCUUUUUCCUUUUCUCUGUCCAAUUAAUCAGAACAAAAAGCAAGCUUAGAAUUUAGGGUUUGUGGCUCUUGUACAACCAGAUAGAGGUAAACAUAGUGACAGGAAUCAUAAUAUCUAGAUCCUGCCUCUUUCUGAAAUGUUAGUUAUAGGGAAGAUGGUGAGAGGAAAGAUCGAGAUCAAGAAGAUCGAGAACAGGACAAGUAGACAAAUCACAUUCUCGAAGCGAAGGAACGGUCUCUUUAAGAAGGCUCAUGAGCUAUCUGUUUUAUGUGAUGCACAAGUCGCCGCCAUUGUCUUCUCUCAGAGCGGAAGAUUAUACGAAUUCUCUAGCUCCGAGAUGGAGAAGACGAUAGAAAGAUAUGGCAAGUUUAGUCCUGACUACUUUGUGUCAGGGAGGCCCCAAGAAGAACUAUACUUGCUGGAGCUUAAGAAGGAAAUGGAUAUAAUGGUAAAGAAGAUUGAUCUCCUUGAAGUUCAUCAACGGAAGCUAAUGGGGCAAGGUUUGGGUUCAUGUUCACUGGCACAACUUCAAGGGUUGGAUACUCAGAUUGAGAAAAGCCUUCGAAUUAUCAGAUCAAGAAAGGCUGAGUUAUAUGCAGAUCAACUAUUGAAACUAAAAGAAAAGGAGAGAGAACUCUUGGACCAGAGAAGAAGGUUACGUGAAGAGGAAAUCAGAGAAACCCUGGUACGGCCAAUGCUGCCAGUAACCUUACACACUGGGAAAGAUGAAACCGGAAGUGCCUGCAGAAUGUCCAAACAUUCAUCAGAAGUCGAGACCGAUCUAUUUAUUGGAUUUCCCGUUACUCGACUAUAAUACAUUUCAGACAUUCCUUUAGUCUGCUCAUAGUAAGAAAUUUUUUUGCUGAUAGUCUUAUAACUUUGAUUCGAUGUUUGUACUAAUAAUUAGCUUAUAAUUUUCUUUGCGUUUUGGCCAUCUCUUGUGUGUAAACU
Molecule: messenger RNA, 1091 nt
Organism: Brassica oleracea var. oleracea
Lineage: Eukaryota; Viridiplantae; Streptophyta; Magnoliopsida; Brassicales; Brassicaceae
Product: MADS-box protein SOC1-like
Exons: 8
Coding region: 277-954 (225 amino acids)
Biological process (GO): positive regulation of transcription by RNA polymerase II
Cellular component (GO): nucleus
Molecular function (GO): RNA polymerase II cis-regulatory region sequence-specific DNA binding; DNA-binding transcription factor activity, RNA polymerase II-specific; protein dimerization activity
Source: RefSeq, a predicted model, not a curated record